CCUGGCAACUCCGGACACCGGUCUAUUCUGUAGUUACAGAGGGAAGAUGGUGGACUUGGCGACAGCAGCGUUCUGUAAACUCCGUCCUAAACACUUCGAAAAGUAUUUACCUUCUCAACCUGGUGUUAGGUAUAGAUUACCCGGGGACAGUCAUAGAUAAUACACGGAGAAAACCGUUUAAGAGAAUGAUUUUUUCGCUUCCGGGCAACUCUGUAUUCUGGGACUGAAGACAGCGGAGAGUUGUAAAACGUGGUGGUUGGUGUGUUCAUCACGGUGCUAGCCAGCGUUAACCAAAGUGCGAAAGAAAGUGGCUUUUUCACAGCAUUUAACCGAUCGGAAGAACUGAAGCACGCGGACCAUUUGGCUGGUGUCUGUUGCUUUUCUUCAAACGUGUAAUCAGUGAGGAACGGACUUGAAGCAGACUAACUGUAGCAGUUACCUCAGCUAGCUUUGUUGUGACCCGGAGGAAGUGAGCGCCGCUCGACAUGCCGCGGAGUAAAAAAGGGAAACGUGGCUCCAGUAAGCCGGGUUCUCUCCGUCAGGAGGUUCUUCAACUGCAGCUUUCAACCAAAGCAUCACAGAAAGGUGUUAGAAAUGGGAUGAAGGGAGAGUCUGCUGCCAGCGAUGAUGAGCUGAUGUCUGAUAUUCUUAGCCACUGCAGUAGUGCCAGCGAAAGUGUCUCUGUGCUGGAAGAAGGCACAGGGAGUGAGCAGGUGGAUGAGCAGACUGCCCAGGAGGAAACAGAAGACAAGCUCAAACAGUGUAUAGACAACCUAAUGGAGAAGAGUGCAAAGACGCGUCUAGCAGCCCUCGAGUCAUUGCGACUGGCCUUCUCCUCCAAAGUGCUGUAUGACUUCAUGACAGAGAGACGCCUCACUGUGAGCGACUGUCUAGAAAGGAGUCUUAAAAAAGGCAGUGGGGAGGAGCAGGCAGCCGCAGCCACAGUCUUGACCCUGCUUUGUAUCCAGCUGGGAGGCGGAGACGAGGCAGAGGAGAGCUUAAAAAUGCUUCGUCCUAUCCUCACUGCCAUCCUGAUUGACAACAGUGCCAGUAUAGCAGCUCGCCAAAGUUGUGCCAGGGCUUUGGGAAUGUGCUGUUACGUCUCAACUGCUGAAGAAGGGGAGGACUUGAUCAAGUCAUUGGCUCUUCUGGAGAGCAUCUUUAUGUCUUCCUACCCCAACAGAGAGGGAACACUGCCUACACUAAAACCUGGCAGUCCAGGCCUCUACAGUGCAUCCCUACAGGCCUGGUCGCUGCUGGUCACCCUCUGUCCUCCUUCCAGACUGAACGUGGUGCUGGACUUUCACCUUCCUAAGCUGCAAGCUUGUCUUCAAAGCAGCGAUGUUAACUACAGGAUUGCUGUGGGAGAGACCAUUGCCCUGCUGGUGGAGUUGGGUCGAGAUAUAGAUGAGGAGUUUGAGGUGCAGGACAGUGAAAGCCUCUGUGAGUGUUUGAAGAGUUUAGCCACAGAUGGCAACAAACACAGAGCCAAAAACGACAGAAGGAAACAACGUUCUAUCUUCAGAGAGGUCCUUCACUACAUAGAGAACGAGGAUUUCACAGAGGAGAAGAUCAGGUUUGGAGUGGAGAGUGUUUACAUCGACAGCUGGUUAAGAAGAAGAAUCUAUGAUGCCUUCAAGGAGAUCCUGGAAUCUGGAGUUAGACACCAUCUACAGUUUAACCCACUACUGCGGGACAUCUUUGGCCUUGGACCCCCCCUCAUCUUGGACGCUUCCAUCAAAACCAACAAGAUUUCACGUUUUGAGAAGCAUCUUUUCAACUCUGCUGCCUUCAAAGCCAGAACUAAACAGAGGAACAAAGUCAGGGACAAACGUGCUGACGUCAUGUGAGAGAAGGAUGACUAUGAAGUAAAAGGAGAAGGAGAGGAACUCCUCGGGGUGUAUUGAGAUGAAUACAGCACAAUGCCUUCAAGUCCUCACCUGUUACACAUACAAAGAUCCAACAUUAAGGGUUUUUUUUUCUCCCACUUAUCUUCAUGUGCAAAUAAACUCCCCAAGUUUCAAGAAUGAUUGCUUUUUAUCAGUGAAUGUAAGUGUCACAUCAUUGUAAGAAUCCAGAUGGUACAUUUCACAUCUGUGAAACCUUCUUGUUACUGAUGGGUGUUAUUUUUACAGCUCAAACUGUGGUCACAUCUUUAGAUGGGUCAUUCAGGUAGAUUUUUAUUUUUUAUUUUUUUAAAGGCAAGGAAAUGUUCUAGAAAAUCUAUCCUCAACACCAGAUUUAUAAUUCCUCGUUUAUUCCUUCCAUCUUUACACCCAGAAUGGCGACUUCAGCUGCCAAACAAGAGACAGACUUUACAACAAUGCAACCUUUAAAAUAAUGUGUGUGGUGCUUGUGUGUGAGUGUGUUUUUAUUUUACAUUAAUGUAACCAUAAAAUAAAACACUUAAACAGGAAAUCACAAUUUUAACCAUUUCUGGUAAAUAAUUGUAUUUUACUUUCUAAUUUAUUAAGAAAUGUCUUUUUUUUUCUUUUUGAAGCUUAAAUGUUAAAAACUGUUUACAAAUACAAUGAUGGGUAAAGAUGACAAGAAGAAUUUCUAGAGGAUUUAUUUCCUCAUGUAUUUUUGAUGCAGCUUGGUGGGUCAUACAAUAUAUUCACGUAUAUGUUCAAAAUAUACUGAGAAUAGGGAUUUAUGGAAAUAAGUGUAUAUGAAAUAUUAGAGUAAUUAUUUUUUCCCUCUACAGGCAGUUUACACAUGAUCAGAGCUGCUGAAUGGGAGUUUGGGAAUGCUGUUUUAUUGGUGGUCAGGUUGGCAUGUAAAAUUCACUGUACCAUUUGUAGAUUUUAAAAAAUGAAAUGAAAUAAAUUGCUGGUCAUUUUGUGAAACAUGAAGCCAGUACAAAUUUUUUUGCAGGAUCACCGUUAAGAUUCUCUAAACUAUUUUAUCAUUACUUGUGGUGCUUGGGCACAUGAAUUAAAGGUGGAUCAAACUAAAUAAAGAACAUAUGAACACUUGA
Messenger RNA from Melanotaenia boesemani (Boeseman's rainbowfish), 2980 nucleotides. It is a transcript of the gene ifrd2, whose product is annotated as interferon-related developmental regulator 2. The record is from RefSeq and is a predicted model, not a curated record. The coding region runs from base 486 to 1850 and encodes 454 amino acids. Lineage: Eukaryota; Metazoa; Chordata; Actinopteri; Atheriniformes; Melanotaeniidae. The transcript is spliced from 13 exons.